AUGCAGAUUCCAAAUUUUCAAAUUUUUGUAAUUUCGAAUUUGACAUCCAAUGCACCCGUUUUCACCGAAGAUCCUGACAUCGGCACUGCUGAUUAUUCACCUCAAAUGGAGGACACCGUACGUUCCCUUCUUCGGUUUGUGGCUCGUGGCUUUUACGACAAAGCGGUGGUGCUCAUUAUAGAUGCUCUCAUAGUCCAUUCUGUUCUUUCAGAAGAAGACUUGGUGUAUCUUUUGGGCAUGAAACCAAAAGAAGUCAGAGCUCAAUGCUACCGUCUUGUUGAUGAUCGGAUUAUUCUGAGUCAUUUUCAGCGUGAGGAGAGUCAGAAUCGGGUAUUCAACAGAGUAUACUACUACAUUCAUGUUACAAAGGCUAUAGAUGCCAUCAAGUGGAAAGUUCAUUUUCUUGUGCACACGAUGAAGGAGGAAAUGACUCAGUACGGAAACCCUCAAGGUUACCUUUGCCCACGUUGUGGAAAGAGAGUAUCACAACUAGACGCCAUAUCGCUUCUAUCUGCCGACAGAACUCAUUUUGAAUGUGAUACUUGUGGUGGAACCCUCACAGAAGACGAUUCUAGUCAACAGGCAUAUAUGCGUCAGGCCCGGCUAGAGAAGCUCAUGGUGCAAGUGGACCCAGUUAUUGCCCACUUGAAACGUAUAGACGACAUGACGAUCCAAGAAAACACAUUUGAAUCUGCAUUGACCAAGGCGGUUCCUGCGCAGUCAACAGCUACUGGAGCGUACUCUGUGGCUCGUGGAAGAAAACUGGGUCCUGUUUCGGCCUCGUCACAGAAAUCACAGGCCACUUUGCAUGUAUCCAUCACCGCCAAUGACGAAAAUCUCGAUCGAGAACAAGAGGAACGAGAAGAGCGCCAAAAGAAAUUGGAACAAAAUGCAUUGCCUUCAUGGCAUGCCGCUUCUACGUUGGAAAAGAAACCCGCAGAAGACCAUGUGGAUCCUUUACCAGACUCCAACUCGGUUUCUCCUGCGGAAAAUGCCGAACCACCGGCCGAAGAUGUGAAGAUAGACACUACAGAGUUGAAGGAAAAAGAAGCACAGGAUGCUUUGGCAGCAUAUUACGCCCAGUUGGCGGAACAAGAGGAAGACGACGACGACGACGAUGACGAGGAAUUAGAGGAUAUAUAG
Molecule: messenger RNA, 1143 nt
Organism: Meyerozyma guilliermondii ATCC 6260
Lineage: Eukaryota; Fungi; Ascomycota; Pichiomycetes; Serinales; Debaryomycetaceae
Gene: TFA1
Product: transcription factor TFIIE subunit
Exons: 1
Coding region: 1-1143 (380 amino acids)
Biological process (GO): transcription initiation at RNA polymerase II promoter; transcription open complex formation at RNA polymerase II promoter
Cellular component (GO): transcription factor TFIIE complex
Source: RefSeq, a predicted model, not a curated record